This is a messenger RNA of Morone saxatilis (striped sea-bass), 483 nucleotides long. It is a transcript of the gene ompb, whose product is annotated as olfactory marker protein b. Lineage: Eukaryota; Metazoa; Chordata; Actinopteri; Moronidae. Bases 1 to 483 code for a protein of 160 amino acids. The record is from RefSeq and is a predicted model, not a curated record. The transcript has a single exon. Gene Ontology annotation, biological process: signal transduction; sensory perception of smell.
AUGUCUACAGAGUUGGAGCUUCCCUUCCGGCCGGACAACGAGCUGACGGAGAUGAUGCGCCUGCGGGUGCAGUCUCUGCAGCAGCGAGGACAGAGGAGACAGGACGGCGAACGUCUGCUGCGGCCCAACGAGGCCGUGUACCGGCUGGAUUUCCCAAAGCAGUCCCUCCGAUUCUCGCACUGGGCGGUGCAGCUGGCCCAGGCGGGACGCCUCACCAUCACGGCCACCUCACAGCUCUGGACGCCUGACCUCACCCACCUGAUGACACGCCAGCUGCUGGAGCCCGCCGGGGUUUUCUGGAGGGCGCCGGGUGAUGCCAGCGACGCGCCCGUUCAGUGCUACGAGGCUGACGCGCACGAGUUUGGCGAGAGGAUCGCUGAGCUGGCUAAGGUAAGGAAGGUGAUGUACUUCCUGUUUGCAUUUGCAGAAGGCUGCAGCCCUGAGACUGUCGACAGCUCCAUCAACUUCACAGUGGAUAGCUGA